Molecule: messenger RNA, 1639 nt
Organism: Pelagomonas calceolata
Lineage: Eukaryota; Pelagophyceae; Pelagomonadales; Pelagomonadaceae
Source: the annotation of a GenBank genome assembly
AUCAGUUUCGAACAGCGGCUGCUGGCCCUUGUGAAAAAGGCUGCCCCACGAGCGGCGCACCGGGAAGGAGGCACCGGCAGCCCCCAGCCACGCGACCAAGGCUCGCAGCCAUGGCCGCCACGACGGGCGCCGGCGGCAACAGCGACCCCGAGGACGCGUCCGCCUUUUUGACACGGACGAAUUUCAAGUCCAUCGUCGAGUGGCUGACGGCGGAAGCCAUCCUCAACAGGCCCGAGGACCCCAUGACCUACGUGAGGGAUUUAUGUGAUAUGAAGCUGUGUGAGCGCGGCGCCGAGGCGUACGCGGCCGACCACGCCACGAAGUACGUCCAGUCCUGCUACUCGGAGGCGGCUUCACUCGCUGAUGAGGACGGGCGGAUUUAUGGUAAAGUCGUGAGAGCUCCCAAAGGCGUGGGCGGCGCGAAAGCUGAGAAAAUGAGGUUAAAAGCUGAACGAUUAGAACGCCUACUAAAAGCAGCAGGAGACAUCCAGCGGUCCAUCACACCUAGGGAGGCCUGCGCGAAGGUCGUCCAGGUGGCCUGCGAUUUACUGAACGCCGACCGGGCCUCUAUUUUUACGGCCCAAGACCCGGAAUUUAAGGGCGGGCCUCGAGUACUGAUGCUGAGAGUCGCGGACGACUCGAACCUACCGACGAUCCGAGUGCCCUUCGGCGUGGGCAUCGCGGGCACGGUGGCCGACACGGGCGACGUCUGCAACAUUCAUGACGCGUAUACGGAUCCGCGCUUCGAUCCCCGAGCGGAUAAAGAAUCGGGCUACAAGACGCAGAACAUUCUGUGUGCUCCCAUACGGGACCAUACGAACAGAAUUGUGGGCGUCAUCCAAGUGAUCAACAAGAACACGGGGCCCUUCACGGACGAUGAUGAAGAUGUGCUCGGCGUGUUGUCUACGCUCGCCGCGGCAUCGCUGCGGAACGCUGAUCUCUACGAUGCUGCUGUCAGUGCUCGAACGAGGGCCGACGCGACCAUGGACUUGGUGAAGACUUUAUAUGAUAACCUAGGUGUCAAUAGCGUCGUACAUACGCUCACCAAUAGGCUACCGGACGUCAUCGACUGCGAUCGGUGCACGGUCUUCGUGAUCGAUUCCUCAUCGGAUGAAAUGUGGGCGCUGCAGGGCGACGUGAACGUCAAGUUCCCCCUCGACGCGCCCGGGUUGGCCCCGACGUGCGGGAGAGAGGUAGAGGUGAUUAACAUCCCCGACGCCUACAAGGACCAUCGCUUCAACCAGAAUAUCGACAAGCAGACGAACUACACGACGAAGAGCAUUUUGUGCCACCCCGUCUGCGCCGACAGCGGCGAGACGUGCGUCGGCGUCGUGCAACUCAUCAACAAGAACAACGGCGCGCCCUUCACGGUCGAGGACGAAAAACUCUUAGCGGCGUUCUUGUCGAUCGUCGGCGAGAUCCUGAAGCGGCUGACCAUGUCCAAAUCCCCGAAAAAGAAGAAGCACGUCAUGGACGACGACGAGGGCCUGGACGCGGACUUGGUUUCUCGUCCUUCAGAAGGCGCCGAGAAGCUCGACGCCUUCGACGAGGACGAGGAGGGGUCCGACGAGGGCGACGACGCCGAGGAGGACUAGGCGCGGCUAGCGGUGUAAGACACUAGCAUGCAUGCCGUCCGGUG